AUCUAAUAUAAGUAAUAAAAAUUAAAUUUACUUGAAAAUAUUAUUUAAAAAUUAUCUAAACAUUCAGCAUUUAUUUUAGAUUUAUUUACCUCUAUUAAUAUAUUUGCGUUUUCAUCAAGAUUACCAUAAAAUGUUACCGGGUCUUAUCAUGGCAUUUGCCAUAAUACUAGCUAGCUCAUCUUUGUCCAGCGCUUACACCACUGAGACCUAUGGCACCGGGACUUAUAACUACUACAACAGUGGACAGACCAGACGUUGGAGUGGAACCGGAACUCUAAACGGCUAUUAUGGGGUAACUGGCCAACCGGGAAAUAAACACCGGGUGGGUACACAAGCUCCCAGCGCCGUGGGCAUACUAACUACCCAUAUGGCACUGGUAGCCACGGUUAUGGAGGUCAUACUGGCAACUACCGUGUGCACGGCACUGGUAGGCCCUACACAAGUGGAUACUACCAAGGAACUACUCAGGGCCAUUAAAUAA
Messenger RNA from Oppiella nova, 481 nucleotides. Lineage: Eukaryota; Metazoa; Arthropoda; Arachnida; Sarcoptiformes; Oppiidae. The record is from the annotation of a GenBank genome assembly.